Messenger RNA from Eruca vesicaria subsp. sativa (arugula), 1038 nucleotides. The record is from the annotation of a GenBank genome assembly. Lineage: Eukaryota; Viridiplantae; Streptophyta; Magnoliopsida; Brassicales; Brassicaceae.
AUGAUCCAUGUUUAUGUUUUGAAAUAUUUUGAUCAGCAGGAAAUGGAAAAUGCGACAGAAGCGGUGACGGUUGUUGAACAGGAUGAACAACGUGAAGUGAUGGGACAAGGGCAGCCACAAAACCCACCACCACCUUUACGACGACGUUUUAUUAUAUCUCUUUACGUAGGAUAUUUUCUUGCAAGAUGGUGUGUCAGAACUUGGGAGUUCUCAGUUGCUUUGUAUAUGAUCUACUUGUGGCCAAACUCUUUGCUUCUUGCGGCCAUAUAUGGUGCCAUAGAAUCUGGUUCUACUGCGAUCUUUGGUCCCAUUGUGGGGCAAUGGAUCGAGGGAAUGGACUACGUUAGAGCUCUUAGACUCUGGCUCUUAUGUCAGAACCUUUCCUACACCAUUGCUGGUGGCGCAGUCAUCAAGUUGCUACUAGAUUACGAUCUUAAACCCAGGAACAUCCCGGUCUUUGCAACCUUGGUAGUGUUGACAAAUGUUGCUGGCUCCAUUGGUGUGCUUUCCACUCUUGGUGGCACCAUUCUGAUCGAACGAGACUGGGCUGUGGUUAUGUCGGAAGGUUAUCCACCAGAGGUACUGACAAGAAUGAACUCUGUCAUUAGAGGCAUUGAUUUAAGCUCAAAACUACUCUCUCCAGUCAUCACUGGUCUCAUCAUUAGCUUUGUCUCCCUGAAGGCGUCAGCCAUCACUUUUGCAUUUUGGGCCACUAUAACCGCUUGGGUUGAAUAUUGGCUCUUCAUAUCCGUAUAUAAUGGUGUUCCAGCGAUAGCUCAAAGCAAUGAAAGACGGAUCUUGCGUUCCAUGACAAAGCCAGUACAAGGAUUAGAUGCACCUGUUUCUAUUGUUCCGGAGGGUUCUCAAGGAAACCCACCGCGUGAAACUGGAAUGCUGAAGCUUCUUGAUGGAGUAUCCAAGUCAUCUUUUGUUGGAGCGUGGAGAGUUUAUAUCAAUCAAGAAGUUGUACUCCCAGGGGUUUCACUAGCUCUCUUGUUCUUCACCGUCCUCACGUAUGUUUUGGAUUUGUUCACAUGA